Messenger RNA from Staurois parvus, 348 nucleotides. NCBI's taxonomy places the organism in Eukaryota, Metazoa, Chordata, Amphibia, Anura, Ranidae. The record is from the annotation of a GenBank genome assembly.
UGGUAUUAUAAGGGUUUCAAGCCUGUGAAAUAUGGACAAUGUUGGGUAUAUGGCGGAUUACUCUGCACAGUACUCAGAUGCUUAGGCAUUCCAACAAGGGUCAUCACCAACUUCAACUCUGCCCAUGACAAGAAUUCAAACCUGUUUCUAGAUUUGUGUUAUGACAGCCAUGCAACUAGCAACGAGUCUCAGCAGGAUAUGAUAUGGAAUUUCCAUGUCUGGAAUGAGUCCUGGUUCGCCCGUAAUGAUCUAGACCCGGCAUAUAAUGGUUGGCAGGUUAUGGAUGCAACACCACUGGAGUUAAGUGAAGGACUAUAUCGCUGCGGCCCUGCACCACUGGUAGCCAUU